Messenger RNA from Dunckerocampus dactyliophorus (ringed pipefish), 1833 nucleotides. Its product is annotated as meprin A subunit beta-like. NCBI's taxonomy places the organism in Eukaryota, Metazoa, Chordata, Actinopteri, Syngnathiformes, Syngnathidae. Gene Ontology annotation, molecular function: zinc ion binding; protein binding; metalloendopeptidase activity. Bases 1 to 1833 code for a protein of 610 amino acids. The record is from RefSeq and is a predicted model, not a curated record. Gene Ontology annotation, biological process: proteolysis. Gene Ontology annotation, cellular component: membrane. The transcript has 12 exons.
AUGAAUGCCAAAGGAGUCACCCUUCGAGCUUUUGAGCAGUUCAGGCUCAAGUCAUGCAUUGACUUCAAGCCCAGGGAUUCUGAGAAAUACUACAUUUCUGUGAAAAAACUCAUUGGCUGUUACUCGUAUGUGGGGCGGAUAGCGGCCAAUGGACAGGACCUCUCCAUCGGACAAUACUGUGAUGGAAUUUCCACGGUGGAACAUGAGUUUCUUCACGCCCUUGGAUUUUACCACGAACAAGGAAGAGAGGACCGAGACCACUAUGUGACCAUUGCAUUUGAAAACAUCCAAAAAGGUUAUGAGAACAAUUUCCAAAAAGAGAAGAACAGCAUCACCCAGGGAGUCCCUUAUGACUACUGGUCCGUGAUGCAUUAUGGGAAAAAUGCAUUCAGUAAUGGAAACGGCUCAACAAUUAUCACCAACGACCCCACCUUCCAGGAUGUGAUCGGCCAACGACUGGAGAUGAGUCACAGGGAUGUGCAGGAGCUAAACAUGCUCUACAAGUGCAACUCCAGCAUUUCCUUCUUGAUGUACUGUGGCUUUGUGGAUGGCGCCAUGUGUGAGAUGACUAAGUGCUCUCAGAGUGGACUCAAAGGCUGGCAAAUGAUGUCCCAGGUUGCCGGCGGUCCCAGCUCUGACCACACCGGUCUGCCCAGUGGUGGGUCACACUGUAUGCAGCCAGGUUACUUCAUGCAUGCCAGCACGGCGUCAGGCAAGGAAGGGGACUCUGCUUGGCUGGAGACCCGCAGGGUAAGACCCAGCAGGGAAUGUCACAUCCAGUGCCUCCAGUUUUAUUACCACCACACUGGGAGUCAGUCGGACCAGCUGAACAUUUGGAUGAGGGAGUUCGACCAUGAGGACGAUGUGACAGGACGUCUCAGCCUGGUGGGACAGAUCACUGGUACCACAACAUCUCAUUGGCAGAUCCAACAUGUCUCCCUGAACGGCAACAAGCAUUUCCAGGUGGAGUUUCAAGUCCGGAAAGGUGCAGGGAAAUCUGGAGGCGGCUUCUCCCUCGAUGACAUCAACCUGUCAGAGACAGAGUGCCCUCAUGUGACGCUGCAGAUCAAUGACAUGGAGAAGCUUCUCAGCAGCAGCUUGUUUGGAACCACCAUAUACAGCCCCAGGCAGUACUCAAGUGGGGGCUACUCUUACCGCAUAGGAACCUCACUCUAUAAAACAUACAUCGGGGUGUUUAUGCAGCUCUUGAACGGAACUCGUGACGACAAGCUGGAGUGGCCUUGCCCCCAUCGACAGAUGACGGCCCAAAUGAUCGAUCAGAACCCCGAAAUCCAGCUGCAAAUGUCAAAGCAGAGAAGCCUGACCUCUGACCCGAACAUGACGUAUCCGAAUGGCACAUACGUUUGGGACAACCCCCAUAAGAAUGGCUUCACAGAUGUCGAUGAGAACAAUAAGACAAUCUUCGUCAGUCGGAAGCUCGGCUGGUCCUACUUUGCCACUUUGGAACAAAUGAAGACCAGAGACUUCCUCAAGGGAGGAAGCGUCGUUUUGAGCUUCAGCUUCGAAGACAUUUCUCCUCUGGUGGGUGGACAUUCUCUGCCAUGUCCCAAAGUUGGACCAGUGGCCAUCACACAUCCUCCUAAGGACCAGGAUGAAGCACCAUGUUCUUCACGCAUUGCAACCACCACCACCUCCACAAGCGUUGCAACCACCACCACCCCACUUCCUGUCACCACAGAUGACCCAAGAGAACCCACAACCCUUCCUGUUCCUCUCUCCACAGACGACAAAAGCAUUUUUGGCUUCUGUCCCGGCAUGGCAUCAUCCCCGGCCCUCAUCUUCUUGUUGAUCCUGAUGCUUGUAAUGCAUUGA